AUGUGGUGGGGGAAUAUCAAAGGAAAGAAAAGAUUCUAUGACAGCGACCUUGAACAAGUUGUGACUACACAGCCUCAUUUGCCAAAAGCAAAGCUGACUCCUUUCAAAUCACUAGAGAAGAGCAAAAAGUUCCAAGAAGCUUUCAGUAGAAUGGGAGAGAGUGAAACGCUGUCUCAUAAAACAAUUGAAGAUAUAGAAGAAUACGUUUGCGAAAUUUAUGGGAAACGAAAAUUAUCCAGCGUCAAUAAGGCUCGGUUCGAAAUUUUCUUGGAUUGCUGCAAGCCAAAAUCGAACCAAUCUAUUUUCGGGGGUAUCAAGAAUUUUGAGGCCAGUCGUAUCCCUUCUUGCAAGGAUACAUUGAUUUGCAAAAUACGACGUGAAAAUCAAAUUGCAGCUAUUUGGAAAUUUGCUUUUAAUGAGAAACCAAACUUCUUCAACCCGGAAGGAAAUGGAUGGGUUAAAGAAGACGGCGAAUAUAAAAUAAAAUGGUUCCAGAGCGAACAAUUUCCGCAAAACCUAAAUGAAGUACCAGUAGCUGCCGAUGAUUCAAGUGAAGUUGAAUCUGAAGACGCUCACAGUAACGACGAUGAUGAGUAG
Phaedon cochleariae (mustard beetle) is the source of this 597-nucleotide messenger RNA. NCBI's taxonomy places the organism in Eukaryota, Metazoa, Arthropoda, Insecta, Coleoptera, Chrysomelidae. The record is from the annotation of a GenBank genome assembly.